AAAUACAACACUAAAAAUAAAAGAAUCCCUAUAAUUUCAUUCAGAACCGCGGCGCUGCUAUUCUUCUUCUUCUUCACCAGAUUUCUCAGAACCGGCGCGCCGCUCUUCUUCUUCACCGGAUUUCUCCUCCAAGCUUCUUCUUCAUUUCGGUUGCUAUAAGAUUAGGAUCAUAGGUAAUAGGAGCUCUAUCCGGAGAAGAAUGACCUUUUGCCUUUUGGUUUGAGGAUUCACAAUGUCGGGGGUACUGAGUUCAGGUUUGAAUGGAUCAAAUUCAAAUAUUCCGGAUAACACUGGAAGAGCUUUUGCAACUUCCUUUUCUGCGCAAUCAGGUUCCUCCGGAGCUGUCUUAAACCAGUCUGGCGGUAACCUUCAAGGGCUUCACAAUAUCCAUAGUAGCUUUAACAUGUCAAGCAUGCCCGGGCCUUAUGCAUCAAGAAAUUCAGGAAAUAUUGGUGGUCUUCCAAAUGGUGUCCAACAGGCUCCAGGAAGUGUGUCUAAUGGGAGAUAUGCGAUAAAUAGUCUUCCUAAUGCACUUUCUCAGCUAUCUCUGGGAAGUUCACAUGGACAUUCAGGUCUUAAUAAUAGUGGGGGCCCAGGUGUGCUUCCAAAUAUGGGAAAUUCAGGGAGAAUCACAAAUACUAUUGGCGGUCUUGUGGGUGGGGGCAAUGCUUCAAGGGGUGCAAGCUCUACGGGCGUUGGAAAUAUCCCUGGUCUUGCAUCUCGUUUGAAUCUGGCAGCUCCGCAGGUGGUAUCCAUGCUGGGCAAUUCUUAUUCUGGUGCUGGUGUGCCACUUUCUCAAAACCAAUUUCAAGCUGGGAAUAAUAAUUUUAGUUUUAUGGCAUUACUAAAUGAGUCAAAUGCUCAUGAUAAUGCUACUUUUGAUGUAAAUGACUUUCCUCAGCUAUCAGGGCGUCCUCCUUCAGCUGGUGGCUCCCAUGGUCAAAUAGGUAUGAUGCAAAAGCAUAACAUCGGUUUUGGUCAACAGAACCAAGAAUUCAGCAUUCAAAAUGAAGAUUUCCCUGCUUUACCAGGAUAUAAAGGUGGUCUUAAUGUUGGUGGAAGUGCUGAAUAUACCAUGAAUGCUCACCAAAAAGAACAGAUCCAUGACAGUAUGACAAAUUUAAUGCAGCAGUCUCAGCAAUUAUCUAUGGGGAGGUCUUCUGGUUUUAAUUUUGGUGGAACCUAUUCAUCACAUCAUCCUCAACAACAUCGUGCUUCCUCAAUAAAUGGCACAGGGGUUUCCUAUCUAACAUCGGGCAACUCAGAUCUUCAUUUUCAUGGUCCUGAGCAGUAUCAGCAAUUCCAGCAGUCCCAAUCUCGUUUCAUAAAUCCAUUUAGAGAUAAAGACAUGAAAGCCACACCGGGAUCCCAAAGUGUACCGGAUCAAUAUGGGAUGCUUGGUCUGUUAAGCAUCAUAAAAAUGGUAAAUCCAGCUUUGACCUCUCUUGCUCUGGGACUUGAUCUGACAACUCUAGGUUUAAACUUGAACUCAUCUGAGACUCUUCACAAGAAGUUUGCAUCUCCCUGGUCUGAUGAACCUGUCAGAGGAGAACCUGAGUAUAGUGUGCCCGAGUGCUAUUAUGCUAAACAGACUCCUCCUUUGAAGCAAACCUAUUUCGCAAGAUUCCGGCCAGAAACAUUAUUUUACAUCUUUUACAGCAUGCCAAAAGAUGAGGCACAACUUUUUGCAGCAAAUGAACUUUACAACAGAGGGUGGUUUUACCACAAAGAUCUGAGGUUAUGGUUUACAAGGGUAAAGAAUAUGGAACCUCUUGUCAAAACAAACAGUUAUGAGAGGGGUUGCUACUUCUGUUUCGAUCCCAAUGCGUGGCAAACAGCAAGAAAGGAUAACUUCGUCCUUCAAUAUGAAAUGGUUGAGAAAAGACCGGCGCUACCUCAGCAAUAGCCAAUAAAAUUUUCUCCCGUCUCCCUCGUCUGAUCACUUUUUAGAAUUGAAUACAUCAUAACAGAGAAUAUUGCGCCGAUUGCUAUAUGUUGUACUUUGAACCACACACCCCCUUUUUCUAAUUACCAAAGAAACUAUAUUUAACGUUCCCGUUUUGAAUGCUUGUAAUUAUCUCUUUACCUGAGCCGGAGGUAGAGAAUUGUGUUCGACAUGUCACCUCUCCGAGCUUGGCAUGAUGUUAGAUAUGUUGCAGUGCAGGAUAGAGUAAAUUUCUGUAAUCUGAGGCUAAUAUUGUGUUUUAUUUGGCUGGAUGCUGUUGCAACUAGUCUUAUAUUUUGGGAAGAAAAGUUCUAUUAUUGCAA
This is a messenger RNA of Salvia miltiorrhiza (redroot sage), 2268 nucleotides long. RefSeq names its product probable NOT transcription complex subunit VIP2. Gene Ontology annotation, biological process: regulation of DNA-templated transcription; nuclear-transcribed mRNA poly(A) tail shortening. Lineage: Eukaryota; Viridiplantae; Streptophyta; Magnoliopsida; Lamiales; Lamiaceae. The record is from RefSeq and is a predicted model, not a curated record. Gene Ontology annotation, cellular component: P-body; CCR4-NOT core complex. The transcript has 15 exons. Bases 233 to 1906 code for a protein of 557 amino acids.